GUUCGUGAGGAAAGACGUGUGUUAACAAUCAUGAUCAGAAGAGAAAUUCCACUGCUUUUAUUGUUAACUUGUGGUGGGUUUCAUCUUGUUAGAAGUUCUGUUUGUGGUAAAUGCCAGGUAGAGCCCUUCCCUUCAUUCCAGAACAAGAGAGUUAGUGUUGGUGUUCUGUGGACGAAAACACUGACCAGUCGUGCCGAAUGUGCGGCGCUCUGCAACCGCUUCAUGGUCAUCAGAUCCUUCGGAUACAAGGACAGCAGUGGAGAAUGCGUGGCAUACACCGUACCUCUCCCACCACCACCAGCAACAACAACACCAGCAACAACAACAACACCACCACCACCACCACCACUACCACCACCACUACCACCACCAGAAUCACCACCACCACCAGAAACACCACCACCACCACCAGCAACAACACCACCAGCAGCAACUACCUAUGUCAGUGAAUCAGGAUUCAACAUGUAUUCCACCUGUGCACAAGCCAACCAUUUCGGUUCCUGUGUCAACUCCACAGACUGCUCUGAUGAAAAGACUACUUGUAAUGAUGGGCUGUGUGUGUGUAACAUCACGUACGUGUCCUCCCAAGGCAACUGUGUUCAAGGUUGUUCUACAUAUGGUUCGGGAGUAACUACAUUCAAAAAUAGGAACCUUAAUGGAUACAACACCAAGAACGUAAACAACAUCACAACGAUAGACGCAUGUAUAGAUUUAUGCUUGACCGAGAGAGAUUUCCUGUGUGUGACAGCGGAUUUCGGGCUUUCAAUAAGCAGAUGCAUCCUCUGCAGCUGGGCUUGGUAUGAUGUCCCAUCAGAGCACCAACUAGUCUCUACCACAUUCGAUCAAAUCAUCCGUAAUUGUGCUUAAAAUAUGAAAACAUGAUCCUUUGGCUACCAGGUUCCAACUCUCUUGGUUUCGAUUGCUUAAGAAAUAUUCAACGUUUAUAUCUGACCAUAAGAUUGUUUUGUAGUUUAAAAGUCACUAGGCUGAGACGUAAACAAUGCAGCAACACGUUCUAUAAGAUGAGUGAGUGAGUGAGUGAGUGAGUGAGAGUGAGUGAGUGAGUGAGUGAGUGAGUG
Molecule: messenger RNA, 1079 nt
Organism: Haliotis rufescens (red abalone)
Lineage: Eukaryota; Metazoa; Mollusca; Gastropoda; Lepetellida; Haliotidae
Product: metacaspase-1B-like
Exons: 3
Coding region: 31-867 (278 amino acids)
Source: RefSeq, a predicted model, not a curated record